CAUGUGAAAAUUUGAAACAAUCUAUUCAAUAAAAAAAAUAUACCGUAAACUUAUUUUGUUUUAAAAAUUGAUAGACACAUAUAUAUUACAAUAUAUGCCAAUUUAGAAUUAAAAAAAUAUUUAUAUAAAAAUAAAUGAAAAGACGGUUGCACGGAUCGAGAUCUAGUUAGUUAUAUUAUUGCUAGUGCUUUCAAUAACCAAAAUGAUUUUCUUGUUUCAUAAAAAUUGUCCUUCUGAUAUUUUACUUGCAGACUAAAUAAUUUUGUUAAUAUACAUAUAUACUUCCUAUGUAAUAUAUCAUCUAUUAAUUGAUAACUAUUUUAUACUAAAAGAGUUUAGCUUCAGUAAUAUAGGGAAUCAGAACAAUGUCAUAUUAAAAUAUCGAACAAAAUUUUGGGAAAUAAUCCUAAAAUCAUAUAUUUUAAAAUAAAAUAUUUAGACAAAACAAAAUCUUUUUAACAAAAGCUGUAAGAAAAUACAAUACAUUUUGCAAAAGGUCAGUUGAACACUCCAAAUCCAAACCAAUACUGUAUUGGAAAGUGUAUAACCCAAUUGUCCUUUCUCAAAAAAAAAAAGGUGUACAACCCAAUUUUUUCCUCAAAGAAAAAUUAUUACCCAAUUUAAAAUAUUUUCAACGUAUCAAAGAAAAAAUCAAUCGCUAUUUUUGUCAUAUACUUGAGACAAAUGGGUAUUUAUUUAAUAAUUUCCUCAAAAAAGAUAAUAUUAAAAAAAGUCAAAAAAACACAAGAGAACUAAAAGAGAGGAUCCAAUUGAAAACCGGAUUAGAUAUUUACUAAAUCAAGCCUUUGCCUCCUCAAAACCCCCAAAAAAGGAGCAAACUUUGAAUGGAUCCUUGACCAACUUCAUCACCAUUACACUCCCAAAAGGGUGGUUCUUCAUCACGACACCCUCUUCGUCUAACAACAACAACAAACCCAGACAAAUGGCUGGUUCAUCAACCAAGAGGUUUCCUCUCUACGCUAAGGACUACGAGCUCUUCGAGGAGGUGGGAGAAGGUGUAAGCGCCUCAGUGUACAGAGCUAAGUGCAUUGCUCUUAACGAGAAUGUCGCCAUUAAGAUUAUGGAUCUUGAGAAAUGCAGAAACGAUUUGGACACAAUAAGGAAGGAAGUUCACAUUAUGAGUUUGAUUGAGCAUCCGAAUCUGUUGAAAGCGCAUUGCUCUUUCAUAGACCGUAACACCUUAUGGAUUGUGAUGCCUUAUAUGUCUGGUGGCUCAUGUUUUCAUUUGAUGAAAACUGUUUAUCCUCAAGGUUUUGAGCAACCUAUCAUUGCUACUUUGUUGAGGGAAGUGCUUAAAGCUCUUGUUUAUCUUCAUAGACAAGGUCACAUCCAUAGAGAUGUUAAGGCUGGGAACAUACUGGUUCACUCGAGAGGUGUAGUGAAACUAGGAGACUUUGGAGUUUCAGCGUGUAUGUUUGAUAGCGGUGAAAGGAUGCGUACAAGGAACACAUUCGUUGGAACUCCUUGCUGGAUGGCACCUGAAGUUAUGCAGCAAGUAGAUGGAUAUGAUUUCAAAGCGGAUAUCUGGUCCUUUGGCAUAACUGCACUGGAGCUAGCUCAUGGUCACGCCCCAUUUUCAAAAUUUCCACCUAUGAAGGUGCUAUUAAUGACCUUACAAAAUGCUCCUCCUCGACUUGACUAUGACAGGGAUAAGAAAUUCUCAAAGUCGUUUAGAGAGUUGAUCGCAGCCUGUUUGGUUAAAGAUCCAAAGAAGCGUCCAACCGCAGCAAAGCUUCUGAAGCACCCUUUCUUCAAACAUGCACGGUCCACAGAUUAUCUGUCCCGUAAAAUUCUACAUGGUCUUUCUCCACUUGGUGAACGUUUUAAAAAGCUCAAGGAGGCAGAAGCUGAGUUGUUUAAAGGCAUAAAUGGUGACAAAGAACACGAGUACAUGCGAGGGAUUAGUGCUUGGAACUUUGAUCUACAAGACUUGAGGAAGCAGGCAUCACUUGUAAGUAAGAAUCCAGAUAAUGAAAUGUGCAGUUCAGAGACUCGGGAUGUUAAAGAGGUUGAUGCACCAAAGAGAAACCCAAUGAUACAAAGGUCAAAGACUAUGUCUUUGGAGAUGUUCAAAAUCUCAGACAAGGAUCUGAUGAGUGCGAGUAAUAGUCUAACAAUAGGUCCAUUACUUCCUUCAUUUCGUCGCAAGUUCCUCCCUGCUAUUGGAUAUAAAGUUGGCAUCCUUUCUGAUGAAAGCAAUGCAUGUUGCAAAAGAGCUGCAGAGGCCCUCGCUCUUGAAGAGCCCAAUCAACUAGAGCUAUUAGCGGUGGAUAGCAAGCAGACACCUGCUCUUGAAGAGCUACAUCAACUAGAAGAACCAUUAGCGGUGGAUACCACCAAGCAGACACUAGCUCUUGAAGAGUCACAUCAAGUAGAGCCAUUAGCGGAGAAACCAAAAAAUGGCUACAGAGUUGGUUCUGUGAGCCGGGCGUCUUGCACAGCAAAUGAAGUCCUACCACUGUUACAGAGUCUCCUGGUUCAGAAUGACAUUCAGAGGGAGAAAGUAAUCAGAUUGAUUAGAUUUUUUGAUGGAACUGUCUCCGAAACUCAAAAUCCAACCUCGAAAAACGAAGCAGUGCAGAUAUAUCCAUCAAGGGAGAGAGAACUACAAUCUCAAGUUACUUUCUUGGAGCAAAGUGUUGAGAUACUUGUAGAGGAAGUGAAGAGAAGAAAAGGAAUAAAUGAUCAGCUAGAAGAACAAAUCAGAUCUCUAACUAGCAGCAUCAGCAGGAGGAGCAAUAGCAGAUCAGGAGCUUAAUUAACCAUCCUCUUUUUGUCUCUUCCAAGAGAAGGAGGGAGACUAUUCUUUUUUUUGUAUUCAAUUUUCAAUAAUAUUCAUAAUUAUGUAGAAUCACACUUUUAUUCUACAAAAUAAAUUAAAUUAGAUUAUAUUUUCACAAACCUUUUUAAGGUAUGUAUAUAUAUAUAUUGACUUAUGCUAUA
Messenger RNA from Brassica rapa (field mustard), 2964 nucleotides. Its product is annotated as serine/threonine-protein kinase BLUS1. Gene Ontology annotation, molecular function: protein serine/threonine kinase activator activity; protein kinase activity; ATP binding. Gene Ontology annotation, biological process: protein phosphorylation. The record is from RefSeq and is a predicted model, not a curated record. Lineage: Eukaryota; Viridiplantae; Streptophyta; Magnoliopsida; Brassicales; Brassicaceae.